CCCGCUGGAACCCGGAUGUGAUCUUCAUGGUGUCGUGGUGGAAAUCUGAGUUUUAAAUUACCCCAAUGGAUGCAGAGAGUGAUGUUGCAUUGGACAUUUUAAUCACAAAUGUAGUAUGUGUCUUCCGAACAAGAUGUCAUUUAAACCUGCGAAAGAUUGCUUUAGAAGGAGCAAAUGUAAUAUACAAGCGUGAUGUUGGGAAAGUAUUAAUGAAGCUUAGGAAGCCCAGGAUUACAGCAACAAUUUGGUCCUCAGGGAAAGUAAUUUGCACAGGGGCUACAAGUGAAGAAGAAGCUAAAUUUGGAGCCAGACGAUUAGCCCGUAGUCUGCAAAAAUUAGGUUUUCAGGUGAUUUUUACAGAUUUUAAAGUUGUCAAUGUUUUAGCAGUAUGCAGCAUGCCCUUUGAAAUCAGAUUGCCAGAAUUCACAAAAAACAACAGGCCUCAUGCUAGUUAUGAACCUGAGCUUCAUCCUGCAGUGUGCUACAGAAUAAAAUCUCUCAGAGCUACGUUACAGAUUUUUUCAACAGGAAGUAUCACAGUUACAGGACCAAAUGUAAAGGCUGUUGCCACUGCAGUGGAACAGAUCUAUCCAUUUGUGUUUGAAAGCAGGAAAGAAAUUUUAUAACUUGGCUCUUCGUGGUUAGGCAGCCUAACCAAGCACCUUCUAUAAGACUGCUGCACAUUGGACUGAAAGCAAAAACAAGAGGGUGGGGAAAGGACAACUGGACCAACACAGCUGAGGAGGUGCAAGCUUUUGGCCACAGUGAUAAACUCCAGUCCUUUUUGGAUUUUGUUUUAAACAGUGCUGUAUUGUAAAAACAAAAGUUUACAAGAGGUGAAAUUGCUGCUUUUUACAAGACAUUCUAUUUAUUUCUGCAGUGAUUUCUGUGUGUUCAUAAGCCGAAUUGUCACGAUCUGCACUAACUUUGGAAACACUUCUUUAGUUUGAGCUUGUGUUUUAUUUGUGAAUAGUAUUUUACAUUUUUGUACGCUGACUGUUGGGCACCAAAGAAGCUGUAGACAUUACCCUUUUUCACCUGACAAACAUGCACAAAUAAAGGUCUGCAAAAUCUCUCUU
Messenger RNA from Euleptes europaea (tarantolino), 1079 nucleotides. It is a transcript of the gene TBPL1, whose product is annotated as TATA-box binding protein like 1. Gene Ontology annotation, biological process: DNA-templated transcription initiation. NCBI's taxonomy places the organism in Eukaryota, Metazoa, Chordata, Lepidosauria, Squamata, Sphaerodactylidae. Gene Ontology annotation, molecular function: general transcription initiation factor activity; DNA binding. The record is from RefSeq and is a predicted model, not a curated record. The transcript is spliced from 7 exons. Bases 66 to 626 code for a protein of 186 amino acids.